AUAAAAGAAAGCAAAAAAAGCAAAUACUAGCAAAUGAUAAAUCAGAUAACUACUACGAAGACAACACUGAUGAAUUGUUUAAUGAACUAGAAUAUGAGAACAAAGAAUUGGAAGAAUUUGAAAGUUUUUCAUCCAAUUGUGUCUCAUCUGAUGAGGAGAAUACUAUGAAAAUGAAUAAGGAUGAAAGAAUG
This is a messenger RNA of Racocetra persica, 191 nucleotides long. The record is from the annotation of a GenBank genome assembly. NCBI's taxonomy places the organism in Eukaryota, Fungi, Glomeromycota, Glomeromycetes, Diversisporales, Gigasporaceae.